Messenger RNA from Purpureocillium takamizusanense, 2802 nucleotides. RefSeq lists its product as uncharacterized. Gene Ontology annotation, cellular component: nucleus. The record is from RefSeq and is a predicted model, not a curated record. Gene Ontology annotation, molecular function: DNA-binding transcription factor activity, RNA polymerase II-specific; zinc ion binding; DNA binding. The transcript has 2 exons. NCBI's taxonomy places the organism in Eukaryota, Fungi, Ascomycota, Sordariomycetes, Hypocreales, Ophiocordycipitaceae. Bases 875 to 2422 code for a protein of 515 amino acids. Gene Ontology annotation, biological process: regulation of DNA-templated transcription; DNA-templated transcription.
CCCGUUCCGUGGGCUCUCCAGUUUUCCUUCUGUGGCCGCCCCCCUCUCCGGCACCUGCGCUGCACUGGCGGCCCCGUCGCAGGCCUGGAGGGUCUCCAGCUCCAGCUUGGCUCGCUCGCACCACCCACGCGCACCAACGCACCGCAUCGCACCGCCACCGAGGAGGCACCACCGUCCGUCCGCCCGCCGUCUCUCUCGCUCUCUCCGUCGCUCGCCCUCAUGCGUCAGCGCCUCGCAUCUCCACUCACUCACUCCCGUCACUUGCCCCCCCUCGCUGCUCCCCUCCCACCCCCGACCGCCCGCCCGACCGUGUGAGCUCUGGCCGCCGUCGUCGCCUGCCCGCCACCAAGUCUCACGCACGUGGCCCCGAAUUGCAUGCACCCUUCGGCUCCCCGUCCUUUGCCCUUCCCCGCCUGCACCAUUCUCGAUCCGGCCCUCGAGAGCCCGGCUUCUGAGCGCCAUGUCGCUGCUCCACGUUGCCGGUCAGGCUCUUGGCCCCGUGUCGAUGGGUGUCCGGAGCGGCGGCCUCCCUCGAGAUUGGGCCUUCGUCGUUCCAGUGCAACGUCUCUCAUGGCAUCUCGUCUCAGUUUCACCGCCUUCUUUCUCAUGGUACUGACCGAUCCUUUCCAGGUUGACCCCGGAGCUCAUUGCCGAGUGUGAGCGCGUCGUCUCCAAGACCUUCCCGGCCUGUGUGGCUUUCCACAAGCCCUCGUUCCUCCAGCAGCUCAAGAAUGCCUCUCUUGAGCCUGCUCUCGUCCAUGGCCUCCUGACGUGCGCCGGCCGAAGCUCGCCAAGCCUCAUUCGCCGCUAUGGCUCUCCCACCCAGGCAGCCGAGACCUUUGCCACCAAGGCCAUCGCUCUCAUCAACCAGAACAUGGAUCACCCUAACCUGGCAGACAUCCAGUCUCUGUGCCUCCUCAUCAUCCACGAAUGGGGAACCCGGAAUGCCGUCCGCGCCUACAUCUAUCUCGGCCAGGCCGCCCGCAUGCUGCAGAUGUACAGGAUCCUCAACAGCCACCACACCUCGGACUCUGCCGACCAAUUUCUCCGCGACGAGUCCUUCCGCCGCACUCUGUGGCUGAUCUACAUACUCGACUCUCUCCUGACGAGCACUCCCGGUCGCUUCCCGGCAUUGUCGGUCCAGGACACGGCCGACGUGUCCCUGCCUUGCUCCGACAUUAACUUUGCCUUUGGCAAUGCUGUCUACGUCAAGACGCUCGGCCAGCAGCUCGGCCACCACGCCAUCUCCCCCGGCCACGCCCUCCCCGGCGAGGUGGGUGAGUUUGGUCAGAUUGUCCUAGCCGCUACCAUCUGGCGCGACGUUGUGGCCAUGCUCACCGUCACUUCUCUUGCCAACUUCCGUGAGGAGGACUGCAGCAGCCUCAUUGUCAAGAUCGAGGGACUUCGGUCUUCGCUGCCGAUGCAGUUCGUCGACAAGCCAGGCCAGAUCAACCUUCACAUGACCAUGGGCUCGGGAUACACGUAUGCCAUGCUGCACUGCCUGCUCCAUUGCGCCACCGUCUUCGUGCACCGCCGCCGACUGCUCCAGGAAGUGACGGCGCCCAACUUUAGCCUCGAGACGUUCCGAGCGAGCCCGCGAUGCCACGACAUUGUCGACCGUCUCUUCACCUCUUGCCACGGCACUAUCUCUCUGCUUAACGCUGUCGAGGCAGGUGCCGAGAAGGAUCAUGCCACAUGCUUCCCCAUCUUCAUGCUGUUCUCGUCCUUCACGGCCAGCGCCACGGUCGCGUACUUGUCUCUGAAGGGCCUUACCCCGCCCAACGCCGCUGAGACGGCAGCGCACAUCGUUAAGGAUGGUCUGCGCUUCAUGCACGACGGCACCGAGAAUUGGCCUCUUAUGACGAGCUGGCUGCGCCACCUCACGGUUAUGCAGCGCGUCCUCAACAACGACGCGGCAACCGGUGCGGGCAUCUCGAGUGCCCAUGGAGGAUCGCGACACGGCUCCCACUCGCACGGCGGCAUCAAGGACGAGCUCUCGUCCAACGCUGAUACCAACCCCGACGCCAUGGACUACGACCAGCAGCCGACUGGUUCCGGCGGCGCCGCAGGCCAAGGCGGUGCACCCCAGCGGUCGGUCUCGGAGUCGGGCCGAGACGACAGCGAGCCUCCCGUGGCCAUUCCUCGCCGACCCGGUGUCACCACUAUCAAUGGCGGCUCGGGUGGCGUCUCCACGCCGGCCACUGGCGGCACCUCGCCCCCGCCGGGUGCCGCUCCCACGGCCCCCAUGCAUGCCCAGGAGCCGAAGCAGCAAAGCCCCGAGCUGGGCUCCAAUGGCGUUGUAGCUGCCCCCGAAGGCCCCAGCACCAGUCAGGACAUGACCGCGCCGGAGCUGUGCCAGGCCUUUGAGCGCCAGCUGCUUGAUCUCGACGACCUGGCGGCGUUUAUGGGUGGCGGUGUUUAACGCGCCAGCCGGAAGUCGAGUGACGACUCCUACAUGAUCAGGGGCGCCUACCGCCGGCGCGCGAAGUGGGCGUUUUGUCCGCUGGUCUUGUUAGAAGCGAACGGUUGAGAGGCCCAGGGGGAAAGCGGCAAGGGGGAACUUUGUAGGAUUUACGGAGCUCAGCGGGAUACCCGAUAUGGCGGAACAAAGGCGGAAGGCGUUGGUGGUAUUACCAAUUCAGGGGCGCCUAGGGAAAGGCGCCAAGGCCGUUGCUAUCUACCUGCAAUGUCACGUGGCACGACGACAGGGAAACGGUUCCAGUUUGUUCCUUUUUUGCUGUGAGGGCUCCUUUCGAGCCUCGUCGGUUGGGGUGGGUUGUCCUACUCUAGCCGUUGGCACAG